Messenger RNA from Telopea speciosissima, 828 nucleotides. RefSeq lists its product as uncharacterized. The record is from RefSeq and is a predicted model, not a curated record. The coding region runs from base 13 to 585 and encodes 190 amino acids. Lineage: Eukaryota; Viridiplantae; Streptophyta; Magnoliopsida; Proteales; Proteaceae. The transcript has 6 exons.
CUUCCUUCUCUCAUGAUGCGUACAUUUACACGACGGCUCAGUUCUUAUUUGUGUAGAAGGAAUCCUGAGAUUGCUCCCGCUCGCAGGUUCUCAUCCUUAAAUCGAAGAGAUGAGCUCUCACUUGAGGAGGAUGCUGAAAGGAAAAUAGGAUGGCUGUUCAAACUUAUUUUUGCUGGGACUGCUACACUUGUUGCUUACCAGUUUUUCCCUUACAUGGGUGAUAAUUUGUUGCAACAGUCUGUGUCUCUCUUGCAAGUCAAGGAUCCAUUGUUUAAAAGGAUGGGAGCAUCCAGAUUAUCCCAGUUUGCAAUCGAUGAUGAGAGACGAAUGAAAAUAGUAGAGAUGGGUGGAGCACAGGAGCUUUUGAAUAUGUUAGGGACUGCCAAGGAUGACCGUACACGGAAAGAAGCUUUGAAGGCUCUUGUUACCCUUUCACACUCAGAUGAAGCUGUCAAUGCUCUGCACCUGGCUGGGGCGAUCUCAGUUAUUAGGUCAACUCCAGAUUCUUCUGAGGAUCCUGAAGUCAUGGUCCAAAAGUGCAGCUUGCUGAAGAGGUUCCAAGAUAUGAAAUAUGAUACAUCUUGAAUUUUAAUAGAUUUGGUUAGACUGGAAAGCAUAUGCUUAUUAGUUAUUCUCAUUUACGUUUUGAUAGUUUUGUCCAAAUCUUAAGGGAAAAUCUAUUCCUAUCUAUAAAACAGAUAGAUGGAAGUUUUCUGUGCCAUUUUUGCAAAAAUAAUUGAAUUGUAAAUUAUCUGGAGGAUUUUUUAUGGUUACGAUAUUCUGCUUAAUUCAGGUUCUCCCUGAUUUAUAGAGAUUGACUCCAAGAAA